This is a messenger RNA of Physeter macrocephalus (sperm whale), 2077 nucleotides long. It is a transcript of the gene PNMA6A, whose product is annotated as PNMA family member 6A. NCBI's taxonomy places the organism in Eukaryota, Metazoa, Chordata, Mammalia, Artiodactyla, Physeteridae. The record is from RefSeq and is a predicted model, not a curated record.
GGGGAGGAGGGGCGCCCGACCCCGGCGCCGCUCGGCGCAGCCCCGCGCCCCUCCUGCUGGGACCUCGGCCGGGAAAGCCCCCGACGCGAAGAAGGCACCAGAGCCGGGGUGGCUGUGGAGACCUGUGCGCUUCUCUCUGAGUCCGAGACGCCCGCCCCAAUUCAUCCCCGUUCCUCCACCCGCCAGCGCCAGCCACCCUGGUCCGCACCGGGAAGUUUCCUACCCCUAGCAUUAGCCCCGCACCGGAGGGAACUGCGGGCGAUGGCGGGGACGGUGCUGCAGGACUGGUGCAGGUGGACGGGCGUCAGCGCUCACAGGGGCCUGCUCAUCCUGUCAUCCCGGAAGACUGAUGAGGCCGAACUCCAAGAGUCCCUGGAGGCCGCCCUGUGGCCAGUGGGCCACUUUACCGUGCUGGGCCAAGUGUUUCGAGAGGAGGAUACUGCCACUGCGGCCCUGGUCGAGCUUGACCGGGAACUCGAUUAUGCUUUGGUCCCCAGGGAAUAAAUCCCGAGCGCUCCGGGUCCCUGGAACGUGGUCUUUGUGCCCCGAUGCCCAGGCCCGGAGUUUCUAGGUCGCGUGUUCCACUUCCUGUGACCACAGGGGCAGACGGUGGAGAGUGUGGCCGGCGCCCUGGCUGGGCUGGGGCUGCGCAGGGUGUGCUGGUUCCCACCCAUCAGUCAGGCGGUCCAGCCUUGGGUGGAGACCCUGCGGUACCAGCGCCUGGGCGUGUUUUCCGGGAGGGAUCAGCUGGCCCCCGGGGAGGAGUCCUUUGAGGCCUGGCUAGGCCACACCUCUGACAUGCUGCAUGUGUGGCGUGGGGUUUCGGAAAGGGAGAGAUGGAGGAGGCUGAUGGAAGGCCUGCGAGGGGUGGCCCUGCAGUCUGUGCACAGGCUCCUGGAGGAGAACCCUGCCAGGACUGCGCAGGACUGCCUGGCGGCUCUGAUCCAGGUGUUUGCAGACAACGAGUCCCAGGCGACCAUCCGGAUGAAGUGUUUCACUGCUCAACAGCAGUCCAGCGAGCGCCUCUCUGCUUCUGUGUUGCGGAUGGAAGUCCUGCUGCAGAAAGCCAUCGGGAAAGGGGCCCUGAGCAGAGCCUCAGCUGACCAUGUGCGCCUGAGGCAGGUGCUCAGGGCCGACCACACCGAGCCCCUGGAUGAAGCGCUGAGCAAGCUGGGAAGUGGCAGGUCUCCAAGUUUCACGGAGAUGCUGAGGAUCGUUCGAGAGUCUGAGGCACAGGAGGCCAGUCUAGCCAGGGGCAAGAGAGCCCAGGCAGAGGAAGAGGCUGCUGCCCGGGCCAGAGCCGGAGCUAAGGCAGAGGAUGAGAGUGUGGAGGACAAGGAAGCGGGGGUGGCAGGAGCAGGAGGAGGCGCACGUCGGCCACAAUGACCCCGCCCCGCGGGCCUAGGCCAGGCAGGACACUCAGCGGCCCCCGGAGGCCCCACCUCUCCCUGGACGCGCACUGAUUCCCCAGUAGGCCCGGGACGUCCUGGCUGGGAGCCCGAGGACGGGCUCAAGCCCAUCCCAGAGGAGCCGGGAAAUGAGGACGGGGCUGCGGAGAGCAGCAACCCCGAGUCCUCAUCCAGCCAACAGGCUCAGCAGGCCCCGGGGGUCCCCAGGCCCGGAGGCAGGGGGAGGCCAGGCCAGGCAGCCUUCUCAGCCCACGUGGGGAGCAGGGUGGAGGGAAGGGCCAGCCCAGCCCAGCUCAGCCCAGACCAAGCCCCUGGGCCACCCCCCACCAUCCCCAACGGGCCCUGGCCACCACAUUCAGUCCUUCCAAGUGACCGAGAUGACCAUGUUUGACACCAGACUAGGCAGGGAGAGAUGCCACCCUGCUUUGCCAUGGCAGCACCACAUCCAGCCCCUGCUCUAAAGCCUGCCAGCUCAGGCAGCUGGCCUGGGAGCAGCCCUGAGUGGCCAACUCCCACCUAGGUGAGGGGCACCUGCAGAUGGCUGCCACCCACACUGGCCUGGGAGGCGUUAGGGGCCACCUCAAGGUGCCUGGGGCUCCCUCCCGAGAGGGGACCCCUGUUCAGUGUCCCCCCUCUGGGGCAGGCUGCUCCCUGUACUGGCAAGCCCC